Molecule: messenger RNA, 2588 nt
Organism: Leishmania mexicana MHOM/GT/2001/U1103
Lineage: Eukaryota; Euglenozoa; Kinetoplastea; Trypanosomatida; Trypanosomatidae
Exons: 1
Source: RefSeq, a predicted model, not a curated record
AUGGCGUGCUGGACAGUGGCUGCCACCACUUGCCGGGUCACCCGUUGCGUGGGCGUGAGUGACGGUGUGAGCUGCCGGCGCCACAAACGCGCGCUCGAGGCGUUGCGGGUGUCUGCGUGGCGGCGUGGUUUGCGGUUGGUGGCUCUUGCUGUGCUCGCGGUGGUGGCAGCAGCCCUCUGCGCUGCGCCGCCUGCAUUGGCUGCCGACAACAAGGACCCCGCAACGAACCCGAUCUACCUACUGAACGCUACGUAUUCCCUCGACCCAUCCACUGAGAAAGAUGCGAAGGCGGUGUGGCUAGGCAUCGAUUCCGCGAUGUACGUGACUAACUACACGACUAGUAACGGGCGGCCGAUCAAGAUCGUGAACCCUGACCCAGCUGUCAGCAAGUCCGACAUCAUUGCCGUCGUGCAGAAGGCGCUCGAAGACCACCCGACGCUUCUUGGCGUGAUUGGACCGUUUUCUGACAUGUUGCUGUCGACUGUCAUGAAAAGUGACGCGUUUAAGGACAAGGACUUGAUGUUCCUGGCUCCUUUCACCGGGUCGAAUGCGGUGCGCACGUGGAACAACAACGUGUACUUCACGCGUGGCGAUCCGUGGACAGAGGUGACGAUCAUAAUGACGCACCUACUGAAGAAGAUUCGCGCGCGGCGCACGGCGUUCAUGUAUCUGACGGGUGCGCUGUUCGGCGACUCCGAGUUAAAGAUGGUGGAGUCGGCUCUGUCCUCCUUCUCGCUCGACCCGCCGGCGGUGUACUCGGUGCCGUACUCGACGAAGAACACUGCUGUGAACAAGAACGCCUUCGACGCGAUGGCGGACACGUACCCGCAGGUGAUCAUAGUCUGGGGAAUGCCUGGUGAGCAGGUUGUGAAGUUCCUGCAGGCUGUGCUGACGGACCCGCGUACGUCGUCGGCGUACAUCAUGACCUGCUUCGCGGUGCAGCGGAUAUUAUUCCAGGUGUACUACGAUCUUGCGAUGGCUGGGAAGCUGACGCCUGUAGACGGGCAGAUCAUGUCGAGCGCCACGUCCAUGCCGAUCCUUCAUACAGAGACUGAGCAUAUUGCUCUGUUUCGGGAGCAGAUGGGGGAGUACAUAAAGGCCGGCCAUGUGGACGCGAGCCUGUGGGCCGACGAGGCGAAGGCGGUGCAGAAGUACGGUCCCCGGGAGCGUGAGGCGCCGCCGUCGGACUCUGAUGCAUACGUGAACAAAUUCUACAAAGAGCACCCAAGCACUGCGCAGCUGAUGCUUGCUGGGUGGCUCUCUGGCUCGCUGAUCGCGCAGACGUUGCAUGCAUCGCUGUGGACCGUGGAUCGAAAGACGUACAAGGCUGGACUCUUUGAUCAGAGCCGGUACGUGAUUGGCGGAGAUAUUGUGAUCGGCGACUACGGUGGCCCGUGCACCGCGAUCGCCAAGUUCCUGGGCGCUGUGUGCUACUGUAACCAGGGUGGACGUGCCUCUGUUCUCGAAGGUGUGUUCAACGCGGCGUGGGUGACCAUACCGCAAGCUGUCUUCAACUACCCGCAGUCUGCCUGCUAUCUGGACAAGAUUGCGCUGUCAAAACCGCUGAAUGUUCUGACGCUGAACUUCUCCGAUCUCCCGAAGCUGAGGAAAGCCGCUGUGGAUAUGGUCAAGGUGAUCCCACUUGCCGUCAGCAAACAGCGCCUGGACUUUUCAGCGUUCAAUCCGGCGAUGCUGAAUGUGACGCGGGAGACAGCGCAGGACGUGCUUGAUUGGGAGUACCUGAACUACUCCGUCGAUGUGGUCACCGGCCCGCUGCUUCGAAGCAUUGACUUGAGUGGACUGCUGGUGAUUUCUCCUGUCUUUAAUCGGCCGAACAUAUUGGUGAAAAAGGAGAACUACCUGUUCCUGAUGCCGACGCUUGAGCAGGAGAUUUACGUUUUGUAUUUGGAGUUGUUAUCUGUGAGGGCCGAGACGUCGAUUGGCGAAACUGUGAACUUUGUGCUUCACGAGUACACAAGCGCGGACGUGAGGGACAUCACUGCCGUGGCGCGGAAGACGGCCGCCACGUUCAACGUUCCGAACCCAAUCGUCAAGGCCGUCUCGUCGGGGACGUCUGUGCGGAGCUCGCUUGCGCCUGAUAUGAUAAACUUUGUGCUUGGGGUCACGGACGAUGAUGUGGACGUGAUCGCCAGCUUCCUGUCAAGGAACCCGCUGGCAAUCGUGGUUAUUUCGUUUGUGGACCUGUCGCAUGAAUACGAGAGACUCACCCGUGCCUUCUCCAAGCACUUCAACGCUGUGCAGGCGCGACUGAUGUCGUUCACUAACCUGCCGCUCUGGAGCGACACGUCGCCGGACUCUCUCGAGGCUUAUCCGUUGUUGAAGCUGUUCAACGCCAUUUUUCCGGAACCCGAGAACCACACGCCGGGCCUGCUGCGCGACCUCUUAUCCAUCGUCUUUAUCCAGGCUGUGGCCUACGGGGAUGGCGGGUUUGCUAAACCGACCUCACUCCACGAGAGCGCCUAUAAAAAGGGCGUCAUCAACGCGUACAGCGUGACCCUGGGCCGCUUUACGUGGAACUGCACAACCACCACUACCGGUCUUGAGUGCUUGUACAGGAACUACGGCGC